AUGGCGGCAGCUCCGGCUCCCAAACCAAUUAAAGAACCUUUCCCCAUAUCCCUCGUAGCUGGCCGUUACCUCCUCUUUGAUGUGGACGUUAUUGCGCACUGCCGUCGCACGCACAACAUCUGCGGUCUCCUGGUCGGCACGAUACCGAACCUCAGCCAACAAAACGUUUUUCUGGGCGUACCACUUGAACUCAUGCCGGAAGAGGCUAGGGUACUCGUCGAUAAAGGCGCUGCGUAUAUCGUGGAUGAUGCGCAGGCACAUCAGAAGGCUUUUGCGGAGAUGAGUCGAGAGGACAGGCUGAGGUACAUGGAGGAAAUGGACAAGCGAGGAGAGGAUGUCACCAAGGAACAGACCGAGUUAGCGGAGAGGAGGAAGGAGAGGGCAUUGAAGGAGAAGGGUCUGAAGAGGGAGGAAGUUGACAAGGACAUUGUGGGUAGCAUUGCUGCAAGCACGACGUCAGAAGACACACUCCAAGCAGACGACUCCAGUGUCGCAAGUUCUGGUCUUGGUUUCAUCAUGAAGGGCUCCAACUUCUCAGACUCAAGGGCGCCGGUAAAGGCAGCCAAGGUCAUCUCCAGUCCUGCUAGUUCAGUCACUGAUAGCUCGGAUCUUGGUAGCUCUGGUUUAGGGUUCAUCAUGAAAGGCUCUAGUUUCUCAGACUCCUGGGUGCAAGUAAAGGCCCCCAAGAUUGACUCCUUUGCCGCCGAGGUUUCGCUGUUCGACGCUGCGCCCCCUUCGCCUGCUCCCGAACCAGCCGUCCCUGUUCAGGGUAGUGCGCCGAAAGGCGUUGCCGCUCAGAAACACUACGUCACACCAACAACCUCAUACCCACCCCUAUCAACACCCGCGAAGGACCCUUCUGUCCCUCCACCAACUGUGCCGGAUAGCUACCCGCUGUUCCGCUAUCUACACUCCAAGGGCUACUACCACAUGCCUGGCCUACGCUUCGGAUGUCACUACAACGUGUACCCGGGCGACCCACUUCGGUACCACAGCCACUUUGCGGCAACAGGCUUGGGUUGGGACCAGAAGUUCGACCUGCUAGAUGUUGUGGGCGGAGGACGCCUCGGUACAGGAACGAAGAAAGCCUACAUGAUCGGUGGCGAGAAUCCUGAGGUAGACGCGCAAGAGAACGAGUCCGUCAGGGCCUUCUCUGUUGAGUGGGCAGCUAUAUGA
This is a messenger RNA of Alternaria atra, 1176 nucleotides long. RefSeq lists its product as uncharacterized. The transcript has a single exon. Gene Ontology annotation, molecular function: nucleic acid binding; tRNA-intron lyase activity. The record is from RefSeq and is a predicted model, not a curated record. The coding region runs from base 1 to 1176 and encodes 391 amino acids. NCBI's taxonomy places the organism in Eukaryota, Fungi, Ascomycota, Dothideomycetes, Pleosporales, Pleosporaceae. Gene Ontology annotation, biological process: tRNA splicing, via endonucleolytic cleavage and ligation; tRNA-type intron splice site recognition and cleavage.